Messenger RNA from Linum trigynum, 4933 nucleotides. The record is from the annotation of a GenBank genome assembly. Lineage: Eukaryota; Viridiplantae; Streptophyta; Magnoliopsida; Malpighiales; Linaceae.
CUCAAUCCCAAGAAAUAAUACGUGUAUUCGGUAAUACCAAAUAUAGAAAAUUUUGGUACGAUAUUCGGUAUAUCCCAAAUACCGGUACCAAACUUCCAACCCUACUUAAACACACAAUAUUUUUGACCAAAUAAUAAAAAAAAUUCUUUUAAUAUAUUUGAGUGUGUGAGUGUGAGGGACGGGGUAAGAUGACAAGUUUAAAAAAAAUGAUACAGUAACUUGGUAAAAUGUGCAACUCAUUAUAAUAAUAAUAGUAAUUACUACCAAGUGUGAUGAACAAUGGCUAAUAUUUUGAUUUUUGACACAAUUUUUUUUGUUCCCCACCACCAAAUCUUUUUUUCUCAAUAAUUGUUAUCUUACUAUUUUUGUUCUUAUUCCACUACCUGACUUUAUUUCACAACUCAAGCAAAGUCUAGGCUGCGCAGGUCUUUAGUGAUUAGUGCCGCAACACGUUGAAGAAAGAUAAUAGUAAGAACUAAGAAGGCAAGGUAUGAGGAAAAAGAUGGUACCCAUUUUGUUCAUCUUCCCGUGCUUUCCAGUCAAUAAUGCUACACCCUGCAGUUGCGUGUGGGAAAGCAACAAACCGCUUUGCCUGUGAAAAGGCCACAGCAGGGCAGCUGAUAGAUUCCUAGACCACCUUAAAACAAAUACAAGUGGAUAAUAACAGCCAUAUAACUAUGUUCCAUUCCUUCACAGAUCACUCUAAAACAGAGAAAAGCAGAGGCAUGGCUGGCUGGCUAGGAAAGAUGGACCAAAAUUAAGCAAAGGCUGCUCAAGUGAAAACCACCUCCUCGCCGCCAAGUCAGUCAGUCUACCACCGACGGGUUUCUCAACCACUUUCUCAGCAACGAGAAUCACAUUCAGAAGAAACUACUUCUUUAUUAUUACAGAGUUGAAAAUGAAAACAGAUCUCUCUGUCUUUCCCUUUUCAUUCCCUCCCAUGCUCCUCCUCCUGUCAGUGCCCAUUCUCCAACCAACUCCCAUAAAAGAACAGAUAAUAAAGAAGAAAGAAAGACGAAAGCUCUCUGCUUUUCUCCAUUAUUAAAGCACUCACGAUGCCAAACAACAGUUACAAGCGACAAACCCCCCAAUUAAGCUAAGCAAGCUCAGACCCACACACUUAUGAAGACCGGAAUCCGAGGAGGAAAGCAAAGCUUCAGCAGCUUAACAGCAACAAGCUUUAUUGUUAACUGUUAGCCGCUGCUGCCCUUCCCUUCCCUUCCUCCUUUCCCAAUAUGGCUGCAGCAGCUGCCGCCAGUGGUUCAGUUUUUCCCUUCCCUUUCCUUUUUCUAUUAUCCAGUCUUGCCUUCACCAUCUCCACCCAGCAAUCAGACAGAUUCAUCUUCCACGGCUUCGGCAAUGGAACCAAAAACCAGCAGCAGUUGCUCAGGCUCGACGGAGCUGGAGAGAUACUACCCAACGGCCUUCUCCGCCUCACCAACGCCUCCGCCCUUCAAAUUGGCCACGCUUUCUUCCCUCGCCCUCUCAAUUUCAUCCGCGGGAAAUCAUCUCUAUCCUUCUCCACCAACUUCGUCUUCGCCAUGGUCCCGCAAUCCCCAAAUCUCGGCGGCCACGGCCUGGCUUUUUUACUCUCCCCGGCGGUGGAUUUCUCACACGCCGUCGCCAGCCAGCACUUGGGUCUCUUCAACGCCACGACCGACGGCGCCUCCACCAACCACGUUGUGGCGAUCGAGCUGGACGCAAUGCGUAGCCCCGAGUUUCAGGACAUCGACAAUAACCAUGUUGGGGUUGACGUCAACAGCCUGAUUUCAAUUGAUGCCGCCCCUGCUUCUUAUCUAUCUCCAGACGGGAAGAAUUUGACCUUGCAGCUGCUGAGCGGGAGGCCAAUUCAGGUUUGGAUUGAUUAUAAUGAUACCCAGAAGCUGAUUAAUGUGACAUUGGCUCCCAUGGACGGUCCGCGUCCAGAAAGGCCUCUGCUUUCUACCUCUGUGAAUCUCACUGAUGUUCUGCUGGACUCUAUGUAUGUGGGUUUCUCUGCUGCAACUAGCACUGUGACCAGUGAGCAUUACAUUCUUGGGUGGAGCUUCAGCCAGACAGGGAGGGCGGAACAGCUCGACAUUUCGAAGCUUCCUAAGCUUCCUCCAGUGAGAAAGGAGAGGAGGAAGGUUGAGUGGAUGAGCAUAGUUUUCCCUAUAUUGGCUGCCUUUGUGUUGGUAGGGAUUGGAGGGUUUGUGGUUUGCUUGAUAAGGAGGAAGAAGUACGAGGAGAUAUGUGAGGAUUGGGAGAAGGAGUAUCAUCCUCAGAGAUUCACUUACAAGAAUCUCUAUUUGGCAACCCACGGUUUCAAAGAGAAGCAGUUUCUUGGAGUUGGAGGAUUUGGGAAGGUUUACAAGGGAGUUCUUCCUAAAUCAGAAACCGCCAUAGCGGUGAAGAGGGUCUCCCAUGAUUCCAGGCAAGGGAUGAAGGAGUUCGUGGCCGAGAUCGUCAGCAUAGGAAGGUUGAGGCACAGGAACUUGGUGCAGCUGCUGGGCUACUGCAGAAGAAAGGGCGAACUGCUCCUGGUCUAUGACUAUAUGCCUAAUGGAAGCCUUGAUCAUUUUUUGUUCAAAGAUGAUGAAAAGAAGCCAACCUUGAAUUGGCCCCAGAGGCAGCGGAUCAUCAGAGGAGUAGCUUCUGCACUUCUGUAUCUCCACGAGGAGUGGGAACAAGUUGUGAUUCACAGGGACAUAAAAGCUAGCAAUGUGCUUCUAGAUGCCGAUUUCAAUGGAAGGCUGGGAGAUUUUGGCCUGGCUAGAUUGCAUGAUCAUGGCACAAACUCCCACACCACGCAAGUAGCAGGCACUGUGGGUUACUUAGCUCCAGAGCUAACUAGACUUGGGAAGGCAACCACAGGCACAGAUGUGUUCGCCUUUGGGGUGUUCAUGUUGGAGGUGGCCUGUGGACGUCGGCCUGUAGAGGCUGAAACAGCGGCUGAGGAGGUGAUUUUGGUAGACUGGGUUGUAAGGUGCUGGCAACAAGGCAACAUUUUUAAAGCUGUAGAUUCCAGAUUGCAGGACACCUACGACAGGGAAGAAAUGGAGCUUGUUCUGAAAUUAGGGCUGUUGUGUUCACAUCCUGUGGCAGCAUUAAGGCCGAGCUUGAGGAAAGUGAUGCAGUACCUGGAUGGGGACACGACAUUGCCUGAGAUAUCACUGGAAAGUGCAGGAGUAGGCAACUUUGGGAGCUACAGUGAGAGAUCUGAUCUUUACUUCUCCAACUUUGGGAGCUACAGUAGGGCUUCCAUAAAUUCCUUCUGCAGCCAGGAUUCAAUCAUCACAACAGGUCGUUAGUGUGCCAUUACUGGCAUGAGUUCAGAUAUGUUAAGUCUUUGGUGGUCAGGGUUCUGUAAUGUUUCUUUUCUUUUCUUGACUGGUGGUGUUAGUAAUGGUUUUUUUCUUCUUCUUUCGAGUUUUGUAAUGUUCCCUCUGUAACUAGGAAACAGAAAGAGCAACACUUCUUCGACAACAGAUCAUCUGUUGAAUUGACUAGAUAGAAUUAGAAGUGUUUGUUUUACAUUCAAUACACAAACCAUAUCUAUACAACAACACAAGCCACUGAUUGGUGGCUGACAUGUAUGGUCUCUGGUGGAAGCUUGGUAUUAUCAGAACAGCAUGGCUAGGAGUUUAACUGAUUGAAAGAAACACAUGUUUUCCUGUUUGUAUGAGGAUUCUCUGAGAAAGUUGAGCUGAAGCUAUUAGUACCAGAGCUUUUAAGGUGAUCGUCGGCCUCCGAUUGAAACCGUUGUAGGCUAGCGGCUCCAAGUUGUUGCGCAACUGUAAGCCUCUGCCUCUCAGAGCAGCUCUGCAGUUUAUCCUCAACGUGACGACAACCAGCCAGUGGAAGACAGAUGAAGGAAGGACCAACGGCGUGUUGUGCAGAAGCAGUAGCAGUACGCAGCAGGAACAACAUCUAUCCGUUGCAGCAGCAGCAGAACUAUCUCCUGCCUGCUCAUUUUCUGUUUCAUUUCCUUAUUUCGGAUUCUGGUAUGCUCUCAUAGAUAUAUUGAAAAGACCUAGCCAGACAGGUUCCUUGCUCCAACUCCACAGAAAUUGUUCAUUGUAUUUCAGAUUCCUUAUUAAUUAACAAACACUUUUAAAAAUUAACUAGCACCGGGCUCGGCCCUUGGCCGAGAAAGUUUAGACAAAAAAUAUGCACAUAUAACAUGCUUACAAAAUUACAAUAUAAUAAAAAAAUAAGACAUUAAAUUGGAGAAAGAAAUACAAUUGUUCAAAGAAAGAAAGAAAAACAUGCACAUAAUUCAAGAUUAGAGUUGCUUCCCUUAAAUCAUACAUAAUGAACCGUUAGGGGGGAAGAAAAAGAUUGGUCUCUGUUAGAGUUUAGUAAUAGGAUCAUUUGUAAUCCUAAUUGACGUCAAAUAGGGUAAAUUGCAAGGUUGAUCACUGAGUUAACUAAAAACGUUCACAUUUGAUCACUAAAAAUAUUUAAUUUCAUUCGUGGUCACUAAGAUUAGUUUAAUAGCUCAAGUUUGAUCACUCUCCAUUUGUCUCUGUUAACUUUAGCUUAUGUGGCAGUCAACUCUUCUAGUUGACCGUUAAAUAUAUGACGUGGUAAUUAAAAAAUAUUAAAAAUUUAGAAAAAAAAUCUUUUAUAUUUUCCACCUCAUCGUUGUAGUUCGUAGACGGGGAUUCCAUACAUGUGUUGCGUUCUAUAUGAGUCGCAUAGACGGGGAUUCCUUCGUGUAUUCAUCAUCAACGGUAUCUUAAGUGUGUGGAUUUGCGGUUACUUUAAUUCAACUCGUGACUCAUUGGUUGAGUGAUUAAAAUGCUCGAGUUAAAUGUUGAUUGUGUAUGGUGAACUUCAUCAACCAAAUUUGUGAUAAUAAAGACCGAAGUGAAGUUUAAAAUAUAAUAUGAAAUUCUUUUAGGAACCAAAAGAAAUAAUAAUAAAAGAUAAAUGAAAAGCAUAAGUUUUG